Molecule: messenger RNA, 630 nt
Organism: Mycena indigotica
Lineage: Eukaryota; Fungi; Basidiomycota; Agaricomycetes; Agaricales; Mycenaceae
Product: RBR-type E3 ubiquitin transferase
Exons: 7
Coding region: 1-630 (209 amino acids)
Molecular function (GO): protein binding
Source: RefSeq, a predicted model, not a curated record
AUGUCCCUCUCGCCCUUCGAUGCGCUCCCACCGGAACUCCUCGCGAGGAUCUUCCUGCAACUUCCCCACCCGGCCCUGCUGGCUCUUCUGCGCGUGUGCAAGCGCUUCCGCGAGGUCGUCACGCACGACCCCGCGCUUAUGGUGCAGCGGUUCAGGCGUCCAAGUGCGGUCUUCAUCGACCCGCUGAACCGCGUGGACUACGAUGCCAUUUGGGAGGGAUACCGGAUUGAGCCGGUGAAGCUCCACCCUGCGCUGUGCCGGGUUCGCUACCGCCUCGGGGACCCGCCCGCGUCCCUUCGCCUUCCGGAUUCGUCUCCCGCUGCAGCUGGCUGUACGGACUCCACCCGCUCGAUGUUGCUGCUUGAACACGGCAUCGCGGCCGAGCUCAUCGCCAUCCCGAGCGUAACGGAACUCCACGCGCGUGUCGUGCUCGCGGCGCCGGGUCCAGCGGCGCUCGAGUUUACGGUGUGCAACGCCGACGGCGUCCGCCUCGCCGACUUCUUCGGCGCCCUCGUGGGAGCCUCGAUGUCGCGUCCGUUCGGGGUCGCCGCUCCCUCGUACUACCGCUUCUGCAAUGCUACCCGCCGCGGGACGGUGCUGGCGGGAAACCUCUAUGUGCGGUAUCAGUGA